UGACGCCUUAAAUAAUUAUAACAAACAACUUCAUUCCGACCAAAAAUCAUUGGGUCAACAUAUUCCACUUGAUACAAUGCGUCAGAUAUCUGGCAUUCCACGUGCAUUCCCUGAUAGUGAUAAAAAUAAAGCUAAAGAUGUAAUAGAGAACUGGAUAUAUCCUUCAGAGCAAAUGUUUUUCAAUGCAAUGAAACGCAAAGACUGGAAUCCUCGAGAAGAAGAUAUGCGCGUUAUUGUACCAAUACAUAAUGCAGUGAAUGAGAAAGCCUGGAAAGAAAUAUUAGAAUGGGAAAAAUUGCACGAAAAUCACUGUGGUGGACCGAAAUUGGUAAAGUUUCAAGGUAAAGCAAAAAAUAUUACACCAAAAGCCAGAUUGUUCAAUUUAUUAGGUUAUAAGCUACCUUUUGAUAGACAUGAUUGGGUAGUGGACCGAUGUGGUAAACAAGUUACGUAUGUUAUUGAUUUUUAUUCUGGACAACCAGACCCAAAGCUUCCACAUUCCGUGAGCUUUUAUUUGGAUGUUCGUCCAGCUUUUACUUUGGAUGGAGCGAUUGACAGAUUCCGAAGAUGGAUGUCUUUAUUUAUGGAAAGAAACAAUCAAUCUGGAGAGAAAUGUACGUAUAAAAGCGGAUUUACACAUAAUAGUGUAUAG
This is a messenger RNA of Racocetra persica, 652 nucleotides long. The record is from the annotation of a GenBank genome assembly. Lineage: Eukaryota; Fungi; Glomeromycota; Glomeromycetes; Diversisporales; Gigasporaceae.